Messenger RNA from Lathyrus oleraceus (garden pea), 877 nucleotides. RefSeq names its product pectinesterase inhibitor 12. Gene Ontology annotation, molecular function: enzyme inhibitor activity. The transcript has a single exon. The record is from RefSeq and is a predicted model, not a curated record. NCBI's taxonomy places the organism in Eukaryota, Viridiplantae, Streptophyta, Magnoliopsida, Fabales, Fabaceae. The coding region runs from base 177 to 734 and encodes 185 amino acids.
GAAUUUUAGAUUCUAUUUGCCUUUUGCCACAGUAAGUUUUCAUUCACCAAUCAACGUGUAGUAUCAGAUUCCCACCAAAACACCAAACUAAAUUUCCUGUAUAAAUGAUAUGCCCCAUCACAUUAUAAACUCCAAAUUCAUAUUCCAUUUCUCACAAACAAAAACAAGAGAGAACCAUGAAAUUCCUCACAUACAUAAUAAUUACCAAUCUCUUUCUUUCUCGAUACGCGAACGGUUCGGACCUUAUCGUUCGAUCUUGCAGAGAAGCCUCCAAGAAUGACCCGAAUUUGGGCUAUGAUUUCUGUGUUACAUCCCUUAAUGAAGCUGCUUGCAAGAACAAAUUGCACCCCAAAAAACUAGAAGACCUUGUGAACAUGUCAAUUCAACUAACCAAGUCCAAUGGAACAAACAUCAUUUCCAUAAUUUCACAUGACUUGCAAAAUCAAACUCAUAGUGAAUAUGUGAAGGGUUGUUUACGCGAUUGUCUCGAUCUUUACAAUGAUUCACUUUCGUUUUUAGAUAAUGCUAUGGUUGCUUUCAAUACGUCGAAGGAUUUGGACACAGCCAAUAUCAACGUGAGUGCCGCCUUGGAUGAUUCCGUUACAUGUGAAGAUCAGUUCAAAGAAAGGAAAGAGGAGAAUGAAACUUCUCCUUUAACAGAAGAGAAUCAUGUUUACUUUCAACUCAAUGUAAUAUCUCUAUCUUUCAUCCAAAUGAUUCGUCAACGUUACUAGCUAGCAACACUCUUGAGAAGAAGCAUAUACGUGUAUGUUGGUAUUAUACAUAUACUUCUUUAUUUGUAAGAAGAUUGUAUUGAUAUUGAAAUUGUAAGUGUGAUGUUUUUCAUAUGAAUGAAUUAUCUUUUUUAAAUUGAUUA